Molecule: messenger RNA, 812 nt
Organism: Belonocnema kinseyi
Lineage: Eukaryota; Metazoa; Arthropoda; Insecta; Hymenoptera; Cynipidae
Gene: snRNP-U1-C
Product: U1 small nuclear ribonucleoprotein C-like
Exons: 1
Coding region: 182-652 (156 amino acids)
Biological process (GO): mRNA splicing, via spliceosome; spliceosomal snRNP assembly; mRNA 5'-splice site recognition
Cellular component (GO): nucleus; U1 snRNP
Molecular function (GO): zinc ion binding; pre-mRNA 5'-splice site binding
Source: RefSeq, a predicted model, not a curated record
CCUAAAAAACUGCACCUUUCAUUUGGUGAAACUCGUUAAGCAAACGUCAGUUGUCGUUGUAAAACAUUGUAAAUAUCCGUACAAAAACUGUUCAAAGUGUUUAAAAAAAUAGUUAAUUGGUAGUUCCAGAUACUACUGCAGCCAAAUCUGAGGCCUAAAACAUAUCGAAAAGUCUAAAAAAAUGCCAAAAUACUACUGCGACUAUUGUGAUACCUAUUUGACACACGACUCACCAAGUGUAAGAAAAACUCAUUGCCAGGGGCGAAAGCAUAAAGAUAAUGUGAAAUAUUUCUACCAAAAAUGGAUGGAAGAGCAAGCUCAGCAACUUAUCGAUGCCACAACGGCAGCAUUUAAGGCUGGAAAAAUAGCCUCAAAUCCCUUCGCUGCCAGUAAAGGUGCGGCAAUUCCACCGCCCCCAAAUCUUGGACCGCGACCUGGACCUGGUAUGCCACAGGGUCCUCCAAUGAUGCCUCCUCCGGGAAUGCAUCCUGGAGGUCCAAUGAUGAUGGGGCCUCAUGGACCAAUGCAUCCUCCGAUGAUGGGAUUGCGACCACCGAUGAUGGGGCCCAUGGGACCAAUGGGACCCAUGAUGGGACCAAUGGGACAUAUGAGACCGCCACCGAUGUCCCAACCACCUCCAAUGAAAAAAUGAGUGUCUUGUGUGCUUUUCAAUUUAGUGCAAAAAAAGAUCAUUGUAAAUAAUGCGAGUUUAAUAUUGGUGUUCUUAUAACUGUGCAAAAACGUCUAUGAAUAUUAUUUACUGUGUGGAUGAUUAUUGUUUUCUGUUUACUAAUAAAUGUGUUGAUUUUUAA